Molecule: messenger RNA, 1130 nt
Organism: Cannabis sativa
Lineage: Eukaryota; Viridiplantae; Streptophyta; Magnoliopsida; Rosales; Cannabaceae
Exons: 3
Coding region: 326-814 (162 amino acids)
Source: RefSeq, a predicted model, not a curated record
CAGAGGCGACGAAGGAGCCCUGGCCAUCAGACCUUAGAUUGAUAUAUUUUUUUUUUGAGCAAAGAUUGAUAUAUUAUUAAUUCAUGUAUUGAUAUAGUAUUAAAAUAUUAAGCAAAAGUAAAUAUGGUAAAAUUAGCAUCAAAUUGUAAAAAGAUUAAACAAUUCGCAAAAAAUAAAAAAGUAAAUUGUAAUAACACACCCUAAAUGUGAUUAAUUAUGUGAUUGUUAUUGUUAUUAUUAUUAUAGUAUAAAAGGCCCAAAAGGUGUAGCCGGUGAGGAGAACCCAAACGAUCCAGACUCGACCGAUUCCACCAACAAAAUCAAAAUGGUCCGAAAGCGUUACGAACCACCCAAAACAGGGUGGGAAUGGUUCAAGUCCAUAAAUUACGACAAAUACUUUGAUAAAAUAGGAGCAGGAAAAAGACAUUACUUGUUCUGGAAACAGUUUGGGAAGGGCCUUAUGUACACCUAUGCCUUAGCCGGUGCUUGUUGGUGGUACAACGAAACUUCGCCAUUGGGGUGGUGGUCACUGAAGGUUCAGCCCAAGGAGGAGCAAGAGUUAGCACACUUGUAUGAGAGGAGGGAGUUCCCUUAUCCGGGAGACAAGGAAGCCAUGGAUGAGUUCAUUACCAAGGGUGGAAUGAUAGGCACAGCAAUUGGUCCCAAAGGGAUUCCAGAGUUGGAUAAAGAUUCUUUUAAUUUUCACAAAGAGCUGCAGGACAAGAAGCUGAAUCAGGAAGCUCAGAAACUAUGGCUCAGAAUGAGAAAUGAGGUAAUUUCAGAGCUUCAUCAAAAGGGCCUUGAGAUUGAAUGAAAUUUGGUCAUUAUUUGAUGUUUUACCUAUCUAACUAAUAAGGCUUUCAACUCAAAUGUCAAUAAACUAUUGUCAUUACCUAUCUAAAACGAGCUUUGAGAUUGAAUGAAAUUUGGUCAUUAUUUGCCUAAUUUUUUAUGUGUAUCAUAAAGAUCUCGAGAGUUGGAAAGUAAAUGCUUUUGGUGGUCUAGACCCUGUGAAACUUGAUUGCUAUUCUCAAAGAUGAGGUUUUGCUCAAUAAAGUUAGAUGAAGUUUAUGAUCUUCAUUAUAUAAGGUUUUAUAUUUCGGUAUAAAUUCUUACUCUGCUGUCUUACA